AUGUUUAUCUCAGAUAUUGAUUCAAGACGAAAAUCCAUAUUAGAUCGCAUUAAUCGCACCUUCGCCGAACGGGAGCACAAUCAAAUCGCCAGUCACUGUGUCAAAAGAGAUAUUAACAUUUUAUUGUUGGGUCCCACGAACAGCGGUAAAACAACACUACAAAAUGUAUUGGGUGAUCCUCGGCAUCAACCAGCUGCUUUCAGUUUUAAAUAUGCUCAACCGAAAGAACCAAAUUUGACCGAAUACAAGUUAACUCGUUUUACAUUGCGCAUCAUUGAGAUUCCUGGUUGUAUGCUUAAGUACGAAAAUGAUUUAUGGGAAAUCAAUAUAAGAUGUUAUGAAAUGUUUAAAAUUACUGAUUUUCAUGCCGUCUUCUUCUGCAUUUCGAUGAGUCACGGCAUUAGCACCAAUGAGAUUAAUUUGUUCAGUCGCGUCACCGAUCAUUUGUUUGGUCACUGCAGAGCAAAUCAUUUGUGUCUUGUUAUUACACGAUGUGAAUCAAUGAGUGCCAACUCACGAAAUCGUGUGCUUGAAGAGAUAAAAAAUGAUAUUAAUCUUGAAGACGUGCGAUUAAAAGUUGGUAAACGCAUCUACUUUACUGGUGCUCUCGAUCCAGACCAUUUAAGUGAAGCUAAUGAAGAACCACUUUUGAAGCAGUUUGACACUGUAUAUGAAUACCGGAAAAUCCUACUUGACUUAAUCGAUGAGAAGUCUAAAGGAGAACAGUUUUCUAUACCAAAACCAUCGCCAACAUCGCCUACACCAGCAAUAUUACCAGAAACAAAACCAACUGAAAAACGUUCGAGGUAA
This is a messenger RNA of Rotaria socialis, 810 nucleotides long. The record is from the annotation of a GenBank genome assembly. NCBI's taxonomy places the organism in Eukaryota, Metazoa, Rotifera, Eurotatoria, Philodinida, Philodinidae.